Molecule: messenger RNA, 5159 nt
Organism: Cuculus canorus (common cuckoo)
Lineage: Eukaryota; Metazoa; Chordata; Aves; Cuculiformes; Cuculidae
Gene: MARCHF3
Product: membrane associated ring-CH-type finger 3
Exons: 6
Coding region: 1-1389 (462 amino acids)
Biological process (GO): protein ubiquitination
Molecular function (GO): ubiquitin-protein transferase activity; zinc ion binding
Source: RefSeq, a predicted model, not a curated record
AUGGUGAAGCAGGCUGUCCCUUUGCAGCUCGUGGGAGUUAAUGGUGGAACAGGUAACCACGUGCAGUUUGUGGAGGCCCCCACACCAGAGCAGGUGGAUGUGUCUAAAGGAGACUGUGACCCCAUGGGAAGCCCAUCCUGGAAAGGGUGUGGAGAGAGAGAAGCCCAUGCAGAGCAGCUUUGCUGGCAGGACUUGCAACCCUGUGGGGGACCCACACUGGAGCAGUCCAGUCCUGAAGGACUGUACCCCAUGGAAGAAGCAUCGCAGGUUCAAAAGUCCUCCAGAAAAGCCUUUUCUCCCAAAAUUCUGAUGAAAGGCUAUCGUGCGGUUUUAACUUCGUCGUGGCAAGAACGUGAUGAACGGCUCUUCCACGCUCUGCUUGUUCGCUCCCCCCCGCUCCCGCUGUCCCCGGGGGGAGGCGGCGGGGUGGCAGCGGGGCGGUGGCAGCGGCGCUCGGGGGAGGCGGCACCCGCCUUCUCGCUCGGUCACCUCCGGCACCGUCCCCGCCGCGCAGGGAAAGCGGCGGCAGCUGAAGGGAGAGGACGCAUCGCCUUGCCGCGAGCAGGAGGAGGAGGAAGGAAGCCAAGGCACGGUAGCGUGAGUCGCUCGGAUGGGGACCAGCCACCUUCCACCCUGAGGAUGAGCCGCUGCAGUCGUCUGCCAGGAGUCCUGCCAGAGCACCCGCAUCCGUCGGCAACAGGUGUCAAGACCCUGCACAGCAGCGGCAGUGUCUGCCCACAGUAUGUCAUGCAGGUGUCGACCAAAGAUGGGCAGCUUCUUUCCUCCGUUGUGCGGACACUGGCCACGCAGAGCAGCCCCUUCUAUGACCGGCCAAUGUGUAGGAUCUGCCAUGAAGGCAGCAGUCGGGAAGACCUUCUUUCCCCCUGUGAUUGUACGGGGACACUGGGGACUAUUCACCGCAGCUGCCUGGAGCGUUGGCUGUCAUCUUCAAACACCAGCUACUGUGAACUCUGUCACUUCAGGUUUGCAGUGGAGCGCAAACCCAGACCGUUGCUAGAGUGGCUGAGGAAUCCAGGCCCCCAGCAUGAGAAACGGACUCUCUUUGGAGACAUGGUGUGUUUCUUGUUUAUCACUCCAUUGGCUACCAUCUCUGGCUGGUUGUGUCUACGUGGAGCAGUGGACCAUCUGCACUUUAGUAGUAGGCUAGAAGCUGUUGGCCUCAUUGCACUCACCGUUGCACUCUUCACUAUUUACCUCUUCUGGACCCUGGUAUCCUUUAGGUAUCACUGCAGAUUAUACAAUGAAUGGCGUCGGACCAAUCAGCGGGUGAUACUCCUAAUCCCCAAAUCUGCCAAUGUCCCCUCCAACCAGCAGUCCUUGCUGGGCCUGCAGUCCCUCAAAAGGAACUCAAAGGAGACAAUCGUUUGAUUUGGGCAGUUCUGCACAGGAGCCAUGCACUAAAAAUUUUUUCCUCAAACUCACUGGGGUCAGACACUAUCCAGAACCCAGGAGUGUGCUAUCCCUAUUUACAGACUCUUUAAAGAGGAAUACACUGUUUGAAUUAAGAUCAUGGAUGCUGCAAUCAUAUGAUAUUUGCUAAGCUGCCAGAUUUGUUAAUGUAGCAGAUACCAUAUGGAAUUCUACAAACUCAUGUUAAUACGUCCAUUAUCAAGUGAUGCAACCUUUUUUAUUGUUUAAAAUAUUAAACCAUGAUAAUUAACAAUGCAAAACAGGUUUAAAAAGUGAUUUUUUUUUUUUAAUAAUUUCCUGUUCCUACAGCUUUAUUUCUUUAGGUAGCUGGACAUUAACCAGUGCUGUUUUUCUUUUUCUUUCCUAAAGCACAGCAAUGGUAUUCCUCCUGUUAAUUUUAUUUGAAGGUCCUUUAUAUCAACAUUUUUUGUUACUGCAUGGUGUGUAAUGAGUUCUACAAAGUGGCAUAUUAUUUAAAUCUAUAAAGAAUCAGAAAAUUAUCUUCUUUGCUACUUACUUAGUAGGGAAAUUAUGAUAGGAAAAUUAUUCAUUAAUAAAUUUAUCAUGUACAAAAGAAAGAAAUUACACAAAUUGCAAAAUUCUUUCUAUUUAAAAGUAGUCUAGCAUGUAGUGCUCAAGAAAAAAUUGUACUUUUUGCACUCAGAAGUAACAAAUUAGGCACCACAUUCUGUACUACAGUGCGCAUUCUCCUGGCAUAAAUUCAAACUUAGCCAAUUUACUUUGCAUUUAUACCAAGCUGAAUUUAACCCUAAUUGUAGAACCUUUUGUAAGGAAAAUUCUGCAUACAUAACGAAUGAGAUCAUUAGACACGUUUUAGGAAGCAGGAACUUGUCUUGCAUAAAAAUCAGCAUUAUUUUAAAGCUGUGGAAUUUUCAGCUUGACAGGUAGAUUUAUCAGAAUGUAUGUAAAUGCUGACUUCAUUGUAGCACGGAGACCAAGGCUCUUUCCUAAAACAGUAAUAUACCACCUGUUAUGGUGAUCAAACUGAUUGAAGUGUAAAGACCAGAUUUUAUUCCUGGGCAACAUUAUCUAUUUCACAUUGGGUUUAUGCGCAGUUCAUUCAGAAAUUCUUCAGUCUCAGAAAAGACAUAAACUUAUUUUACAGAACUACACAAAAUGUCACUAACAAAUGUUGCUAGAAUUAGAAACUGAAACUUAGCCCCUUUGAAUACAUGAAUUUUUUUAGAAGCCUAUAUAGAAGGUAAUGUCACUAUGGGCUUUGUUUUCUAAACUCCGUAGGUACUGAAAAUAAAAAGGAACACAGAGCAAGAAGGCUAAUAAUUUAGAAGUCAGAUAGUUCAAGGUAUUAUGCGUGUUCCCCAUCACAAAGAGCUUAUUUGAUGUUGUGUGUGCUCCAUAGGAGAGAAAGCUAGUACACAAAACCAAAUCUCUUUGUUUUAUUCUGUCUUUGGACCUGUCAAUCUUUAGUCAUGUUAUAUAACAACAUUCUUCAUAACUGUUGAUUUCAUGAAGAUAUAAGAAUCAACUACAUAUAUAAAGCAAUAACAGCCUCAUUCAGACAUAAAGCUAAUUUCGCAACAAGGCAAGAUGUGUAAGAAAAUAAUGAACUUGCAGAUCCAUACCCAUUAGUCUGACAAUAAGAUCGAGGGCUAGACAUACAUUUGGAAGUGAAUAUCUGCUUCUCUCCCAGAGAAAGCUGGGAAAAGAUUCGGAAAACAUGGCUUACCACAAACUCUGUGAUGGCCUAAAACCUGCAGUGUUUUGUUUUUGUUUUUUUUUUUAACCAUCUUCCCAAAGGCAACUAUCUGGAUAAAAGAGUCAACAUGCAUGUAAGUAGAGAGUUCCAAGUGAAAAGCAAACCUGCUAGCCAGGGGCACAGAAAUACAGCACGUCUUGCUGGGUCAGGACACUGUUACACAGUGUGUUAAUACCUACACAUUUGCUUCAGAAUUCUGUUUUUACUUCCACUUCUUUGGAAGAUACCCCAGAAAGAUGGCCGACAAAAGAAGCAUUAUUCUUAAGUACUAUUCUUGGUUUUGUUUCAUGAGAGGAAAAAAACCAAAAAAGAUACAAAAUUAAGUAAGAACUAUGAAGAUAAAACCAUUAUUCAAAUCAAACAGCAUACGUGCACACAGAUCAGCAUAGUGACUUGGCCCGGCUUGCCUGUGUUAUUACAUAUUUAACUUGUUCUUUAAAAACAGAUUAAUUAAUUGGAAAAAAAAAAUAUUGAAGCCGCCAAAGAGAAAUUCCUAUUCCAGUUUUUCUGCUUGAUGCACAAAUAGUGCAAAACUGACUGGUAAAGUCACUACUUUCCCAUGUGUUUUCUUGAGAGAAAAAAAUGCCAAAAAACAUCCAGUCCCACACUUAGCCUUUUGAAUGAAACCCAUGGGAAAAAAGCAUACUUCAUAUUCUUCUUUGGUUUUCCUAAAACAUAAGAACAUAAAGGUGGAUGAUACUUAUUUCCACUUCUGUUCUGAAUCGAGUCUUGGAGACAGAAUACUCUUCCUGACAAGUAUUGCUUUUACUUCCACUAAUUCAGGCUGUGGUUGCCACACCAAGUCCAUAUUCAACUAACAAUUUUAGAACUGGAUCGUUACAGCAAAUAUUCUACAAGAGCAGCAAUACUCAUUUUUGUCUGAAUAGAUGUGAAAGGCAAAAUUAACUGCAGCAGUAGCGAUGGUACCUACUACAGCUAGCAAAGCUUUUGGCAGUACAAUGACAUCUUUGUUAUGCUGUCCUUAUAGAGGUCCCAGUUAAGUAAAAAUAAGUUAACUAAUGAAAGGAUGGGGGAGGUGUCUUUUUUUUCGAUUCUCAUGCAGCUGGCCUUGCCGUUUACAUUCCUUUUCCCUGUAAGUUAUAUAGAAGGAACAAUACUCAAGCCAAUGUCUUGAGCUACAAGUGAUAAAAGCAGCAGGAACUUAAGCCAUUAAAAAAACCCUAAGAAGCUGCAGACAUAAUACAGUCUUGUUCCUUCUUUUCACAUCUUGCUUGUUGAUGAUGGAGAUUGCCAUACCCAGAGUCCUCUACAAUUCAGUAUUAAUGAUAAGCGCAAUGUGAAUUGGAAAAGUUUUACUACUUCUACAUAGACUAGUCUCGCAGGGACUAUCACAUUACAUAAAACAGCAAACACGAGAAAAUUAAUGUAAGGUUAAACAGUGGUAUUUGACAAAAUGACAAUGCUGAGAAGGUACAAGAUGCCACAGCCAGAAGCUACAUGAGUCCUCACUUCCUAUCACAAUGAGGAGAAUAAAACAAAGGAAGCAGCAGUAUAAAACCCUUAGGAAGAAGGAGUGAAAGCACAUUCAGUGGUAGAAGAAACUGAUACAGAAGAAUGUAAUUGGAGACUUAGAAAUACCCUAGCCUUCCGUUAACUGUAGGGAAGUCACAGCAUAAAUAUUAUUAAAGCAAAUUCAGGUUUUUUUGAUUUGUUAGGGUUUUUUUUUUACUUGAAUCUGUUAGUUCUACCAGACUGUGACUUCAAUCUGUCAUUUACAUUUAUUAAAAUGAGUUUUGCAUCAGCUUCACAAUAGGAAGUCACACAGUGCAAUGUAUCAACUCAGUACAUAAAAGAAAUUAGGGCCAACAUAUGCAACUGGCCUUCGAUGCAAUGGAUGCCAUCAGGAGAGAUGAAAAUCUACUGUGGGAAAUCCUUAUGCUUUAAAAGAGCCACUCCUUCCAAAUGAAGGUAAGUUCAAAAAAUUCAGCUGUUAAUAAUUAAGCUCUUCAUCUGUUUUUGUUUGAGACCA